Molecule: messenger RNA, 2123 nt
Organism: Leptinotarsa decemlineata (Colorado potato beetle)
Lineage: Eukaryota; Metazoa; Arthropoda; Insecta; Coleoptera; Chrysomelidae
Biological process (GO): long-chain fatty acid metabolic process; fatty-acyl-CoA biosynthetic process
Molecular function (GO): long-chain fatty acid-CoA ligase activity
Source: RefSeq, a predicted model, not a curated record
CUAUAUAGUCAGUCAUUUACAACAUAACAAAUCUUAUUAUCACUCUAAAAAGUUGAGAUACAACAACGAAACUGUUGAUACUGAUCUUAGUUAUUGUUUAGUGUUUUCGUUCGUUACAUCGAAUGCGCAAGGAAAAUAAAGGGCUGGAACCUGUGAUAAUUUUCUACUAAGCUUAAAAUUUUGAAUUCAACUAUGUCGGUGCUACAUUUGAGACAGAAAACAACCUUACUCCUCCAAACUUACCAAAAUGGAAUACUCUCACUUCUUCCGAACGCCUUCGGGAAAAAUGAGAGACAAUACAGCUUGAAUACUAACUCCAAGAAGCGAACUUUUCUGAAAGGCUCCGAAAGACUGAAAAGAAGUGUACGUCAUCUAGGAGCAGGAAUAGUUAAAUCACCAUUUGGCGAUUGUGAUCCAAUUCCUAAUGAUAAUCUGGUUGAAUAUAUAUUCAAAGAUAUGGAACACCAUAUGGAAGAACCAGCAGCGACGUGUGCGGUUACGGGUCGAAGUUACAAUUACGGGAUGCUCAGAAUGCUCAUCAAUCGAUGUGCGCAGGCACUUUUAGGUCACUGUGGACUUAAACCUAGAGAAGUUAUUGGUCUAUUGUUGCCAAAUAUACCGGAAUUUGCUAUAAUUUGUCACGGUGCCAUGGAAGCUGGAUUGACAGUCACAUUUGUAAACCCAUUGUAUACACCAGAUGAAAUCAAGAGACAAUUUCAGAAUGCAGGAGUAAAAAUGAUAGUAACUGUGCCUAUCCUACUAGAGGUAGCUACUACCAUUGCUCCAGAAUUGGACGGUUAUAAGUCGACGAUAUGCAUAGGCGGAGAAGAUGAUAUAUCCAAAAAUAUACAUGGGCUCCAAAGUCUACUUACAGCUGGACACGAAAGUGAACUACCAGGGAUCAACCCCAGAGAGCUGGCACUGCUCCCCUACUCAAGUGGUACAACUGGUCUUCCAAAAGGAGUAAUGUUGUCACAUCACAAUCUGGUAGCUAAUCUUGUUCAAGGAAAUCAUCCGGCGUUGUACGAUAAGGUUGCCAAAGAUGGUUCGAAACAUAAAGUCCUCACAGUUCUACCUUUCUUCCACAUAUUUGGAUUCAACGCAAUAUUGAAUACAACACUGAGAGUAGGUGGCCAUAUCAUCACCGUACCAAGAUUUUCUCCAGAAGACUACAUCAAGGCGCUCGAAACGUACCGACCAACUUUUCUGUUUGUAGUUCCUUCGCUUCUAUUAUUUUUGGCUACACAUCCUGCCAUAACUGCUGAUCAUCUAUCUUCUGUGGAAGGGAUUCAAUCGGGUGCAGCUCCACUUACAGAAGGAAUGUUGCAGAAGUUCAGAGAAAAGAUCAAUAGGGAUGACGUUUCGAUAAGAAAUGGAUAUGGAAUGACGGAAAGUGCUCCAGUCACCUUCCUUAUGCCAAAAUUGACUCCUCCGUCGAAAAUAGGUACGAUAGGUAUUCCGUAUCCCGGAACAGAGGCAAAAAUUGUGAGUCUCAAGAAUGGAGACGUACUCGGUACUCACGAGACUGGAGAACUGUUAGUGAGAGGACCACAGAUAAUGAUGGGAUAUUUGAACAAUGAGAAAGCUACCGCUGAAACUAUCGAUGAAGAUGGAUGGUUGCAUACAGGAGAUGUAGCAUAUUAUGACGAGGAUGCAUAUUUUUAUAUUGUUGACAGAUGCAAAGAACUGAUAAAAGUAAAAGGGAACCAAGUUUCGCCGACUGAAUUGGAAAAUUUAAUUAUGGAAAUAGAAGGAAUCAUUGAUGCAGCUGUUGUAGGAGUUCCUGACUCCCUAGCAGGUGAAGUUCCAAGAGCUUAUGUAGUCCUAAAACCUGGCCAAAAUAUAAAUGAAGAAGAUGUUCAACGUUGGGUGAACGGGAAAGUGACUCAUUAUAAGAAAUUAGUGGGAGGAGUUAAAUUUAUCGACUCCAUUCCUAGAAACCCGAGCGGGAAGAUUUUGAGACAUGAAUUGAAAUUGCAUUGAAGAUUGAAAUUCCAUUUGAUUUGUGUUUGUGUUUCUAGAUUUCCAUUACUAUAUGUAUAUGGUUUUACGUACUUAUUUUGUAUAUAUUGUGUAUAGCAAACUUUUCCAUAUUUUAUAUGAAAUAUAUUAUUUUCAAAAAA